Molecule: messenger RNA, 1483 nt
Organism: Hordeum vulgare subsp. vulgare (domesticated barley)
Lineage: Eukaryota; Viridiplantae; Streptophyta; Magnoliopsida; Poales; Poaceae
Product: protein MAIN-LIKE 2-like
Exons: 2
Coding region: 751-1473 (240 amino acids)
Biological process (GO): meristem development; meristem maintenance
Source: RefSeq, a predicted model, not a curated record
AGUGACCCCUCGGGGAAAAUAUUUCACCCGACUGACCCUUUCGUGUGGCGUCCGACACCUAGACGUCACACUACACUGUGUGACGCCUAGCCGUUCGGCGCCACACCCCCCGACCACCUGACAGAGAGGGUCCAACCCCAGGCCGUGUGACGCCUAAGUCUCAGGCGUCACACAUUGUAAUGUGUGGCGCCGAACGCUUAGACGCCACACAUUGACUUAAACAGGCACGGGCGAGCCCCCCUCCCCACCCCCUCCCCAUUCCCCUCCCUCAUUCAAACAGAAACAGGCACGGCAACGGGUGGCUCUCAUCCAAGCCCGAAUCCCCUCCCCCAUCCCCUUCAGAUCUGGUGAUUUCUUCCUUGGAUUGAUCCCCCAAGGUUGGCUACUAGGUAAUCUCUUCCGUUUCCCAUCCUUCUAUCCAAGUGGAAUAGGUUUUUGUUGAGUAGAUUGAUAUGAGUAGUUAGGAUAUGAGUUCUUAGAAUUUGAGUAGUUAGGAUAUGAGUAGAUUCAUAUGAGUAGUUAGUAUUAAUAGUUAGUAUAUGAGUAGAUUCAUAUGAGUAGUUAGGAUAUGAAUUCUUAGGAUUUUAGUAGUUAGGAUAUGAGUAGAUUCAUAUGAGUUCUUAGGAUUUGAGUAGUUAGGAUAUGAGUAGAUUCAUAUGAGUAGUUAGGAUAUUAGUAGAUUCAUAUGAGUAGUUAGGAUAUGAGUAAUAUGUAGAUGGAUGGAUUAGUAGAUGAGUAUUUUUUUUGAAUAUGAGUAUUUUUUUUGUGAUUUGUAGGAUGGUGUGGCUUUUGAAUGAUGUUUAUGACGUUGAACACCGGGCCUAUUUUAUGUCGGAGAAGAAAAUGGAGCUUAUGCGCUUGAAGAUCCGGUCUCACGGGGCAUCGUCUGUAAUGCAGUACGAUGAGCGGUACACCCCAUACAUCGAGAUGACAGGACUCCUUCCAUUCAUUCAGCUUGUGAGUCGGUCAACGCCCAAUCUGAACGAUGCGGCAGUCACUGCACUUAUUGAUCGUUGGAGGCCGGAGACACAUAGUUUUCACCUCCGGACCGGAGAGAUGACAGUUACUCUUCAAGAUGUUUCCAUGAUCACCGCACUUCCGAUCGAGGGGAAGCCUCUUUGUAUGAGCACUGAUUCCGAGGGAUGGCGGCAACAAAUGGAGGCCCUUAUUGGUAUGUCGCCUCAGGAGCCGGAGGUAGAAGAUGGAGGGAAGAAAGAUAGAGUCCCGACCGGCGCUCCUUUCACUUGGAUUGCCGCGAACUUUGCUCAUUGUCCUGAGGACGCAGAUGACGAGGUGAUCCAGAGGUAUGCUCGCGUGUACAUGUGGUACGUCAUCUCUAGGACUAUCUUCGCUGACGGCACUGGCAAGAAUGCUCCAUGGAUGUGGCUGAAGGCGUUGACUGUUUUCGACAACAAGUUCAGUUGGGGCUCGACCGCACUGGCUUACUUGUAUCGCCAAGUAAUAAAUUGCUGAGUAGGAACUU